AUGGCCAACACCGUAAGUAUAAAAUGAUGUUUUGUACAAAUGCACUAAAUUUAAUGCCUGACAAAUUGCAUUUACAGCUUCCAGAUGUCCGACCUACGAAAACAGUUAUUGCAUGGAACGACAUCCAAACAAAAUUCAUGCUAAGUGUGUACAAGGAAAAUAUGGAAGCCGUUGGACCAAUGAGAAAAUUCAAGACAAAAAAAGAAUUGUGGGAGGCCAUCGCCAAAAAAAUGACCGUCGAACUGGGUGUCAAUUUCUCCGGGUCUCAAAUAGAGAACAGAUAUAAAAAUGUAAUUAAACGCAACAAAAAUAUUAAGAAACACAACUCUAUUUCUGGAAACAUUCUCCAAACUUCAGUUUUCGAACAGGAGAUCGAUAUGAUCGCUGCCCUCGAUGACUCUCUAGAACCAGAGAUCAUAAUGACCCCCACAACAAUUAAACGGAAAAGGGUAACAACAAACAGUUCAGAUGAACCUUCAGCUGGUCCAUCGGAAGAGCCGACAACCGGAUACUCCGAUGAAAAACGAAGAAAGAGAUUCCGUAAGGACGAAGUUUUGGAGCUGUAUGUAGAACAAUGCGAGGCGCGAGAGAGAUGGGAAAAAUACCGCGAAGAAAAACGCGAGAACAGACAUCGGGAACGCAUGGAGGCCGUGCAGCAACUUACACAAGCUUUUAUAAGAAUGGCUCAAAACAAUAAAAUAUAAUUUAAAAUAACAAAAAAAGAAAAGAAAAUUUUUAUUUACAAGCAUCAAUGCGAUCUCUUGAAAUU
Molecule: messenger RNA, 769 nt
Organism: Malaya genurostris
Lineage: Eukaryota; Metazoa; Arthropoda; Insecta; Diptera; Culicidae
Exons: 2
Coding region: 24-704 (226 amino acids)
Source: RefSeq, a predicted model, not a curated record